AUGGUUCGAGAACAAUGGAGUCGAGAAGUUGAGUAUAUUCUUGCAUGUGUCGGGAAUGCUGUAGGACUGGGAAAUUUAUGGAGAUUUCCUUAUUUGUGUAGCAGUAGCGGAGGAGGAGCUUUCCUAAUUCCUUACUUUGUUAUGUUGUUUCUUUGUGGCAUCCCUCUCUUGUACAUGGAGCUGGCUGUUGGUCAAUAUACUAAUCAGGGUCCAGUUUGUGCCAUUAAAUCUCUUUGUCCAUUUUUUCAAGGUGUUGGUUUGUCUACAGUUAUGUUGAGUUUUUUCCUGGCAACAUAUUAUAACGUUAUACUAUCAUGGGCACUGUAUUUUUUGAUUGAAUCAUUUCAAACUCCACUGCCUUGGUCUUCUUGCAAUAACUGGUGGAAUGACAUUUCUACAUGUGCUGUCUAUAAAUAUAAUGAUACGGGUGAAUUCAAUAAUGCGAGCUUCAUUAAAGACAAUGUUACAAAGGAAUCACCCUCUGCACAAUUUUUUAGGAAAAAAAUCUUGAAACAAUCAUCUGGUAUUGAUGUACCUGAAACAAUACAGUGGGAACUUGCAUUGUUGUUACUUUCAAUAUGGAUCUUGGUUUAUCUUUGCCUUUUCAAAGGGGUCCAAUUAACUGGAAAGGUGGUUUACUUUACCGCCACAUUUCCUUAUUUAAUCAUAUUGAUGAUGAUGGGUUACGGAGUUACUCUUCCAGGAUCCAAAGAUGGAAUCUUGUACUUCAUCACACCCAAUUGGCAAAAAAUUUUAUCUCCAAAAGUAUGGGUCAAUGCUGCAGCUCAAAAUUUUAAUUCCAUUGGAAUUGCCUUUGGCUCCAUGAUUGCGUUUGCAAGCUACAGCAAUAAAAAGAAUAACGUUUUCAGGGACUGUUUAUUUGUGUGUUUUUUAAACUCGGGUACAAGUUUGCUGUCAGGGUUUGCCAUAUUUUCCAUUUUAGGAUUUGUUUCAAACAAACUGAAUAUUGAUAUUGAAGAACUGGCCAAAGAAGGUCCCAGUUUAGUUUUUCAAAUUUAUCCAGAAGCUUUCAUUCCAAUGACCUAUCCAUGGGGCAACAUCAUGGCUUUCUUCUUUUUUUUUAAUCUCAUCUGUCUCGGUAUAGACAGCCAAUUUGCAUCCGUUGAAGUUGUUUUGACAACCCUGAAAGAUCACAUAAAAAAGCCAUAUCACAGAAUAUUGAAAAGAAGAGAAGUAGUCACAUUAGUCGUUUGUGUUGUGGCAUAUUUUCUUGGAUUGCCUAACAUUACCCACGGUGGGAUAUACUUUUUCAAACUCAUUGAUUAUUAUUCAUCUGGAAUUUCAUUAAUGCUAAUUGCAUUCUUCGAAGUUGUGGCUAUUAACUGGUUUUACGGAGCCAACAGACUGUCGAAAAACAUCGCGAGUAUGAAUGGUAAGGAACCUCUAUUCUACUUCAAAUGUUGUUGGUACGUUGUCUCUCCCGCUCUCAUUCUUUUCAUAAUGGUAUUUAACUGGUCCAAUUAUUCUCCGAUAAAUUACGGUUCGUACAUCUUUCCUGUCUGGGCUGAUAUUUUAGGCUGGUUCAUUGCGUUCCUCUCACUUGUUUGCAUUCCUGUUGGCAUGGUCAAGGCAAUUUAUCAAUCCGAUGGUUCAUCAUUCAUUUCCGUUAGUAAUCAAUGUUUAUUCUUAUUCUGUUUGUUAUAA
Messenger RNA from Helobdella robusta, 1665 nucleotides. RefSeq lists its product as hypothetical. Gene Ontology annotation, cellular component: membrane. Lineage: Eukaryota; Metazoa; Annelida; Clitellata; Rhynchobdellida; Glossiphoniidae. Bases 1 to 1665 code for a protein of 554 amino acids. The record is from RefSeq and is a predicted model, not a curated record. Gene Ontology annotation, biological process: sodium ion transmembrane transport. The transcript has 12 exons.